AGUGUUCGAUUGAUCAGAAGCUGCUUUGGAAUACAUCAAGAGAAGAAUUAAAAUAGUUGAUAAAUUUGAAUUUGAUCUCGUUCAAAAUCAACGAGUUACUAUUUAGAAUUUCAAUUGGAUUAAUAUCUAGACAGGUUAUUUGUCGAAAUUAAGUUCAUAAGUUCAUAAACUGCAUUUUACCAGAAAAAAUAUAGAAUUUGGUGAUAAAAUUGGAUUCGAGUGUCUGUGAACCAGAGAAAAAUAUCAAAAUAACUCGACUUUGGCUUCAUUUCGUUGAUUCCAAUAAAAUAUGAAGGCUGCUUCGGUUUUAAUUCUGUGCUGUAGCACGGCUUUUGGUCUAACCACUUUUGGAAUACCGCAUCAUGAGUAUCUCUGCAAUGAUGGCUCGUUUUAUCUAAAAUAUGAUCGAUGUAAUGGUGUAAAAGAUUGUGCUGGAGGUGAAGAUGAAGACAAUUGUCUGGAACAAUGAUAUUGUCUUUCCAUAUUCAAAGUAUGUAAUGGUCAAUUUGCGUGCGUCAACGGUACCUGCAUUGACCUAGACCAUGUUUGUGAUGGGACCAACAAUUGUGCGGGUAGUGAAGACGAAGAGCAGAAAAUGUGCUAUAAAUUUAACUUAAGAAAUGUAAGACAAACACUUUCUACUUCGGAUACUGAUUCUACAACGGAAUCGUUCAUUCCAUUCAAUCCGGAAAAAUUCCGAUGCAACAAUGGUGAGCAUGUACUUAAGAGAUGGAUUUGUGAUUUUGAAAGAGAUUGUGCUGAUGGCUCGGAUGAAAAUCCCGACAUGUGCGAAAACCUAUCAUGUCGGGCCGAUGAGUUUAGAUGUGGAUCCGAUUGCGAGUGCAUUCCAAAUAUAUGGCACUGCGAUGGUCGGAAUGAUUGCUCUAAUGGGGUUGAUGAAUCCAAAUGCAAUGAAACUUGUCGUUCUGAUCAGUUCUCUUGCUCGAAUGGUCGCUGCAUUCAGCCACAUUGGCGUUGUGACUCAGAUAAUGAUUGUGGAGAUGGAAGUGAUGAAUUGAACUGUCCAAAGAAAGAAUGCAAGGUUGAUCAGUUUAUGUGCAACAAUGGAAAGUGUAUUCCACAAAGGUGGAGAUGUGAUCGAGAAGGCGAUUGUUUGGAUAAUUCCGAUGAACUUAAUUGUACUGAUUCAAGACGAAAUUCGACAUCAACUCAACCAACUGCAUUGACAACAGAAGCAUCGACUGUAGAAUCAAAUAUAACGUUUACUCAAACAUCAAUUGAGGCGACAAUGGUUCCAACAAAAUAAAUUCGAAUACAAAAAGUGUUGUCAUUCAGAAAAAAACACAUUAAAAGUUCCCUGGAUAUACGUGAAUCAUUGAUAUAUAGAUGUGUUCAGGACGAUAGCAACAGCAGCAAUAACCUUAUCAGUUAAUAUAGCGUUAGGUCUUUGCUCUAGUAGGAGAUUUUUUUUUUACCGAGAGUGUACUUUUCCUACUGAAGAGGCCGGAGUUAAGCUGAAUUUGGUCGGUGCAAAAUUUUCAUUGCUAGCAUAGAUCACCCUAACAACGUCUCAAAGAUGGCUAGUAAUGAACAUUCUUCAUCGUGAAUGUGUUUAAAUAACGGUUCAGCCAUCUGUGUCAGCAAAUUCAACUCAGCGUACGCCUGCUCAGAAGUGAAAAUACACUCUCUAUUGAACCCUGUAUUGAAUUGAAUUGGAAUAUCAGUAAACAGAUAUGAAACAGGCACACGUAGAAAAUAUUAUUUUGAUUAUAAUGUCUACUGAUAGUAAAAUUCAUUGCUCACUUUAUUUUAGUCAACCAGGCGUAUCACACUACUGUGUUUCAGUUUGGUUGUAGCACAAAUUCAAGAAAAUUUAAUCUCAUUUUGUAGCAAAACUUGCACCAUUGACCCGAAUCGAAUGAGACAAGGAAUGAAAUUCGUGAUAAAAAAAAAUCUCGGGUCGUUGUAAUAUGCAAAGUAGCUUAGACUGUCCCAAUAAAUGUUAACGUAUUGUCAAACAAUCAGUUGAAAUAAUGCGUUUCAAUUGAAAUCUCUGUCAGUCUGUCUUUGAAGUUGAACCCAUUUCAAUAGCAAUGAAUUUAAAUGAACUGAUUUGAUAGUGAAAAAAUACCUAUCGGGUGAUCAAUUUGAAAGUGUAUCGAAAUUUUAUUGACGUUAUUUCUAUUGAAUCAGAGAAAAUUAAAAAAAAAUUAAUUGAAAGUAAAUUUCACCGAUAAUUGAGCUCCUAAGACUAGUGAAUAAACAAUCGAAAGAGGUUUUACUACAAGCAACAUUUUGACAUAACUAUAACAUGAAGAUCGUAUUUGAUUUACUUGUGUUGGGCAUUUUAUUAAAUACAUAUCAUCAAGUUUGCACUCAGUUAAUCGCAGAGCAUGAAGAAGUCCAAUUAAGUGGACCGAAUGUUUGUAAACGCAUCGAAGAGUUUCCGGUUGAGGUUGUAGUAACGGAAAAGCAACCCUAUCAAGAGCGAGUGGAAAACUGGUGUCUUGCCGUUCCGCCACGAUGUUCAGCCUACAAAAUCAAAUUUCGAACGGUUAACAAGACAGUGGCUCUGAAGAUGGACCGAGUUAUCUUUGAAUGUUGCGAUGGUUAUGCUAGAAACGAAGCUGGAAAUGCAUGCAAACCGCUUUGUACUGAAUGCAAACAUGGUGUUUGUAUUGAACCCAAUCGUUGCAAGUGCGAUUCGGGCUUUUUCGGACCGGCAUGUUCAACGUCAGAUUCCGAUUUCGCACACACGGAUCAAGAAUCAACAUCGGUUGCAACCGAAGAGCGCACGGAACCAAAUACGACGCCAAUUUUCCAGUGGCUGUAUUUUCCAACGGAAGCCGAACCAGUAGUAACACAUCCAAUUGAAGCUGAACCAACUGUAGAACAAGACUCGUCACCAUUACUUGAUAUUUCCACGGAAACUAUACUCUCAAAGCCUCUAGAUGUGAAACUAUCGCAAGACUAUUAUUCCAUCGUUCAAAAUGCCGACUUUAGUUUGACUUGUGAAGUGUCUGGAUGUUCUACCCCAAUUAUUACCUGGAAACGAAUGUAUGAAGAGAGUCUUGGAUCAAAUGUUCAACAAAUUGAUAAUGUUUUGAACAUUUUUAAUGCUCAACCAGAAAAUCGCGGUAUUUACCAAUGCAUCGCUGAAUCAAAUGGUCAAGUAGCUGAAGCUGCGGCAGCUAUCAAUCUAGAAUUACGUGAAGUUCCACAGAUUGAAAUCUAUCCGUCUGAGUCACAAGUGAUACAAGUUGGCGAUUAUGCAGUUCUAAAAUGUCGUGCCGUUGCUGGAGCUCCAACCCCAAUUUUGGAAUGGAUUCGACGUGAUCGCGCACCACUUUCACAUCGGAUUGAGGAAAUGUCAUUCGGUAACAUUCUCAUUUCGAAUGUAACAGCCGCUGAAGCAGGUGACUACGAGUGCCGAGCGUCAAACAUAGUUGGAGAUACAAGCAAAACCAUUUCGAUCAUCGUCCAACAACCACAAUCGUUGAACAUUUCAAUUCUGCCCGAAUUGACAGAAAUAACCAUCGACGAAGGCAAUCAAUUGUACUUGCUGUGCUCUACCGAUGGCUCAUUACCUUCCACUGUACAAUGGUAUGGUCCAAAAAGUCGACGAAAACUUGGAGCAUCUAUCAAAUUGCCAAAAUAUUUAAACAAUUAUGCAAUAUUUCAAAAGAACAAUGUAAGCCGCGAUGAUGAAGGCAUUUACGUGUGUCACGCUAGUAACGGUGAUGGUCAGAAGAAAAAACACAUCAAAGUUCUGAUUCAAUCGAAACCAAAUGAUGGUAAAUUAUUCAAAAUUGAUGAAAAUACGUCGACAACAACAACGACACCGACAACGACAACAACGACAAAACCAACAAUAAUGACAACCACUUCACGUGAUAAAUACGAAUAUGAUAGUGAUUAUUAUUAUGACAAUUGAUGAGUUUCAAGCGGGCCCAAAACUUUUCAAGAAAAAAAAAUGCGAAUGAAAUACUUUUACAAAAUGUCUUCUGUGCACAAAAUAAUAAUCAAUAAAUGAUUCAACUAAU
Messenger RNA from Sitodiplosis mosellana (orange wheat blossom midge), 4004 nucleotides. Its product is annotated as hemicentin-1-like. Gene Ontology annotation, biological process: cell-cell adhesion. The coding region runs from base 2273 to 3895 and encodes 540 amino acids. The record is from RefSeq and is a predicted model, not a curated record. Gene Ontology annotation, molecular function: cell adhesion molecule binding. The transcript is spliced from 11 exons. NCBI's taxonomy places the organism in Eukaryota, Metazoa, Arthropoda, Insecta, Diptera, Cecidomyiidae. Gene Ontology annotation, cellular component: cell-cell junction.